ACAACAACUAGCAAUCAUGGUACGUACCGACCCAACACUGGCAAAGCAGCAGCACAAGCUGACCACCCCGCAGUCCCACCGCAUCGUCCCACCAACAGUCAACGCCUCCAACGAGCAGUACGCCGUGUCCACCAAGUCUGGUGUUCACGACGCGUUCCGCUUCGGCCCCUCGUCGGCCGCCCAGACCGUUGCUGCCGGCAACGCCAGCCCCCUCCAGGCCCGUCUUGAGAAGUGGUCCGAGACGCAGCAGCAGCUUCGCUCGACUGUCCAGCGCAACACGUUCGGCCUGUCUGUUCCCCUGAGGCAAGCCAUGGAGGUCAAGGUCGUCCAGGAGGAGCUCCACCACCCCGUCCUCCUCUCGGCCACGCCAUCGGGCAUGCCCCUCGGCGGCUCGCACAACCUCCACCUCGAGAUCCUCAAGGGCACCGACGAGACGCUCGACGCGCCCGACUUCAUGUCUGGUGGCGCCGACCUCCGCGAGGUGCUCGACAUGAGCGCAGCAAUGGAGCGCAGCCGCGGCAUUUAAACGAGUGAGAAGGUCUGUAUGUGGAUAGAACAACAUGCAUUGUAUUAUCAAGUAUG
Messenger RNA from Vanrija pseudolonga, 582 nucleotides. RefSeq names its product putative proteasome maturation factor ump1 (gene ump1). The coding region runs from base 17 to 526 and encodes 169 amino acids. Gene Ontology annotation, cellular component: nucleus; cytoplasm. Gene Ontology annotation, biological process: proteasome assembly. NCBI's taxonomy places the organism in Eukaryota, Fungi, Basidiomycota, Tremellomycetes, Trichosporonales, Trichosporonaceae. The record is from RefSeq and is a predicted model, not a curated record. The transcript has 4 exons.